GGCGGGAAAGCUUGGCGCCAUUGCGCGGGAAAUGCCAGUGUUCGCGACUCUCUCUCUAUUUGAACGAACCCAGUCUUCCCAUUGGCGCCCAAAAUUCGGUCAUUGCCAAUUCCCGCCACAUCGCCGCCGCUGUCUCUCGCAAGCUCUCAGAAUGGCCCAGCAAGACGCGCAGAACGGAAGCCACGAAGUCAAAAAGCCGACUACCAAGAUCGCCAGGCUUCACGAAAACGACGACGUUUCUGGAAAUGCCGCCCCGUUUUUCCUGGUGAAGAAGCUCUCCGAAAAGGCGGUUUUGCCCGCGAGAGGCUCGCCUCACUCUGCAGCCUAUGAUCUCUCGAGCGCGACGGAGACGAAAGUUCCGGCCAGAGGAAAAGCCCUGGUCCCAACCGAUCUGAGCAUUGCGGUCCCUGAAGGAACCUAUGCACGAAUUGCGCCACGAUCGGGGCUGGCAUGGAAGCAUUCGAUCGAUGUCGGAGCUGGUGUCAUCGAUGCUGAUUACAGGGGUCCGGUUGGGGUUGUGCUGUUCAACUUUUCCAAUGUUGAUUUUGAGAUCAAGGAGGGUGAUAGGAUUGCUCAGCUGAUCAUUGAGAAGAUCAUCACCCCUGAUGUUGUGGAGGUUGAGGAUUUGGAUUCCACUGCCAGAGGUGCCGGAGGGUUCGGGUCUACCGGUGUUUAGACCGCCCUACCGGUGUUUAGGCUUCGCUGUGUUUUGUGAUCGGGGGCUUGGGGAACAAUGUAGUUGGGUAGUUUUGUUUCAGUCGUAGGUGGCCGGUCUACUCUCUUGUUAUGCAAAUAUAUUCGGUGAAUGAAUGAGUUUAUUUUGUA
Molecule: messenger RNA, 825 nt
Organism: Malus domestica (apple)
Lineage: Eukaryota; Viridiplantae; Streptophyta; Magnoliopsida; Rosales; Rosaceae
Product: deoxyuridine 5'-triphosphate nucleotidohydrolase-like
Biological process (GO): dUMP biosynthetic process; dUTP catabolic process
Molecular function (GO): dUTP diphosphatase activity; magnesium ion binding
Source: RefSeq, a predicted model, not a curated record